CAAAUCUCAGCUCGCCUACUCUUUUCUCUCUCUCUCUCUCUCUCUAAAAGCCCAGAAAAGCUGUGUGGGUUUCACUGCUGUUGAAGUAAAAUGCAGAAUCCUUCAGGAACCCUUUAUGGGGUCUUCUCCAUUCUCCUCAAAAUCACAUAAAAUCUUGUUUCUUUCCAGGUUCUUAGCCAUGGAAAAGAAUACGCUUUACUGUAUAUACUGAAAUUUCUUUUAAGGCAAUGUAGAAGAGAAAGUAGAUUCCUUUGCAGUCUCUGAGGAUGGUGGCUGCAUUUUCUCAUUCACCAACUCCUUCGCAGCCCCCUGUUGGAAUACCACAACAAGGAACAGCUACCCAUCAAGAAGAAAACCCAACAAUAACAACAGAAAGGCCUCCUCUUAAAGACAAUGGCUUCACUGUUCCAAGAAAACCCAGAGGCAGACAAGUUUCUUCCAGGUAUUUGUCACCCUCUCCCUCUCCUUCCACUUCUUCUUCUUCCUCUUCUUCUUCAGCAGCAACAACAACGGCAGCCAAAACAACGACUAGAUUUCCUUCACCUCUUAUCUCUCGUUCCACUAAUACUACAGCAAAGGGGAACAAAACGACAAAUAGAUUUCUUUCUCCGUUUAUUUCUCGUUCAACAAAUGCUAUUUCUACUUCCACACCGGCUUCGACGAUGCUGUCUUCGCUUCCUAAACGGUCUCAAUCUGUGGACCGGAGGCGGCCCGGGGGUCAAGUAUCACAAGGAAACAAUGUUAAUGACACCGAAUUGUCAGCUGCUACCAAGAUGUUGAUUACUUCAACGAGAAGUUUAUCCGUUUCGUUUCAAGGUGAGGCCUUUUCACUACCGAUUAGUAAGACAAAGGCUCAAGUGGGUUCUACUUUGACUAGGAAACCAACUCCUGAAAGGCAUAGAGCUACUCCUGUGAGAGAUCAUGGAGAGAACUCGAAGCCGGUGGAUCAGCACCGCUGGCCUGGGAGAACCCGGCAAGAGAAUUCUGGUUCAAAUCCGUUGUCUAGGAGUUUGGAUUGUAGUGGUGAAAGGAAGAUGUUUGGAUCUGGUGCAAUGCUGGCUAAGUCAUUGCAACAUUCAAUGAUGCUUGAUGAGUUUAGUAGGAGGGUUUCUUUUGAUGGUAGUAGUAGGUUGAGUUUGGAUUUGGGAAGUGCUGCCGAGUUGUUAAAAGAAGGUAAUAAGCAAAACCCAGAUGCCAAUUCUGUAAAUGAGGCUUCUUGUGUCUCUUGUGAUCUCACUGCGUCUGACACAGAAAGUGUGUCUUCUGGGAGCACCAAUUCUGGAAUGCAAGAAUGUGGAGGAAGUGGGAUUUCGAAAGGGAGGAAUGGACCUCGUAAUAUUGUUGUGUCUGCAAGGUUUUGGCAGGAAACUAAUAGCCGGUUAAGGCGGUUACAGGAUCCGGGUUCACCUUUGUCUACAAUUCCUGGGUCUAGAAUUGGUGCUUCAGCUAAGUUCAGUCAAUCAAGAAGGUUUUCUAGUGAUGGUGCAGUGUCUUCUCCGCGGACAAUGGCUUCUCCUAUUAGGGGAGGUACAAGACCUGCUUCUCCUAGUAAGCUCUGGACAUCUUUAGCUUCAUCUCCAUGGAGAGGGCUAAGUCCUGCUCGGGUGAGAAAUGCAGUUGGUCAGAUGAUUGGUAAUUCUGUUAAUACCCCUUCAAUUCUUAGUUUUUCUGUUGAUAUUCGGAGAGGAAAGAUGGGGGGUGAUCGGAUUGUUGAUGCACACAUGUUGAGGCUUCUUUAUAACCGUUACUUGCAAUGGAGAUUUGCAAAUGCAAGGGCAGAUGCUACUUUCAUGGUGAAGAAACUGAGAGCAGAGAAAAAUCUGUGGAAUGCAUGGGUAACAACAUCAGAACUGCGGCAUUCUGUCACCCUUAAGAGAAUCAAGUUGCUAUUGCUGAGGCAAAAAUUGAAAUUGACUUCCAUCCUGAAGGGACAAAUAGCUCAUUUAGAAGCAUGGGCCCUCCUCGACAGAGACCAUUCUAGUUCUUUGCUAGGAGCAACCGAAGCUUUAAAGGCUAGUACUCUUCGUCUUCCAAUUGUUGGGAAAACAAUAGCAGAUAUCCAGAAUCUGAAGGAUGCUGUCAGUUCAGCAGUUGAUGUGAUGCAGGCAAUGGCAUCCUCAAUAUGCUCACUAUCAUCAAAGGUGGAGGAAAUGAAUUCUUUAGUGGAUGAACUUGUGAGUGUGACUGCAAAGGAAAGGCUUUUGCUUGAGCAAUGUAAAGAUUUUUUGUCCACGUUAGCAGCCAUUCAGGUUAAGGACUGUAGCUUGAGGACACAUAUAAUACAACUAAAUCGUGUAUCCACACUACCAGCAGCCUGACAACACGUGUAGAACUGAUCUUCUUUGACUACUCACCCUAAAUGCUAACAUUACACCCCAAGCUCAUGUUUUCCAAUGGGUGGAGGCAGCACCGGACAAAAAUAAAGAGCGGAUUCAAUUUAGCUAGGUUUGGCUUCUCAUUUUAGCAGUUUUGGAACCAGUUAUCUUCUCUAGUCACGCAUGUAAUUUUUGCAUCUGAAGGUUAGAGUAAGUGGCGUUUCCUCUGAACUGAUUCUGUAUACAAGAACUAUUUCUGUUUUUUUUUUUUUUUUUUUGGUUAGGUGAAAGAAAGCAUUAAUGUAUAUGUAAAUAUGUAAGCUCAUCUGAUAACCCAAUUAUCAUGUAUUUCUUGGCCUACUUUGAUUAAUCAUCUAAAUAUGAUUUUGUUGAUGCUUUGUUCGAUCAAAGUCCAUUUCCAUUUUCUUCAAAUUCAUUGAACUGUAUUGGCGUUGAUGUGGUCAGUGUAUGUGUAACCCAAGAAUGAUUGCAUGAAGAGGAAACAUGCUUUCUUGCCCGAAUUAAGCAAACCUCCUUGAUCAAACAGCUCUCUGCCGAAAUUUCUUUUAUCGGAGGUUUUCUAACCAGGGUGAGAUGGGCACUGAGGGUUUCUCUAUCUGACAUGGAUAGUCAUGAUCAACGUACGAGGCUGAAAACAAAACAUAUGAUUCAUGAACACGAGGAAUAGUCACGAGGGACCUAGAGAAGGGUCGUCCUUUCCCAAUUUUUUUAAGUAUUCUCAUCAAAUUUUGAGGAAAUUUAGGUAGAAGUUUUAGUGGUAUUUGAG
Messenger RNA from Durio zibethinus, 3102 nucleotides. RefSeq names its product QWRF motif-containing protein 2-like. Gene Ontology annotation, cellular component: nuclear microtubule; cytoplasm. Gene Ontology annotation, molecular function: microtubule binding. NCBI's taxonomy places the organism in Eukaryota, Viridiplantae, Streptophyta, Magnoliopsida, Malvales, Malvaceae. The record is from RefSeq and is a predicted model, not a curated record. Gene Ontology annotation, biological process: spindle assembly.